UCAAGCUAUCACAUUAUGAUGUCGUUCGAGCUAAUCUUGCCGACGGACAUACUUCUAAAAAAGGUCGAGAAUUGUUUGCAGAUCGUGGACAAAACACCAUAAAUUAUGAUCUUCUUGAUGGUUACACUUUAGAGACACUUAAAUCUCUUACGAGUUCACGGACUGAUCGAAUAUAUGAGGACCCACCAAUUUUUCGAAGGGAGUUGACAGAUUGUGAAUCUUCAAUUUUCGGCUUAGAAGCUACUAUAAAGAAUCUCGUUAAAAUAUCGAGAUCUAGCGUUGAAAUCGCUCAAGAGUAUACCGCAAAACAACUUCAAUUUGCGGAAGAACUAGAGAAUUUUGCAAAGCAACAGCCUGAGUCGAUCAUAAAAAACGUUCUGAUGAAGUAUGCGUCAUCUUUACAAGAGGUUGAAAGGAGUCGUCGAAUUCUUCAUUCGCACAUGUACAACAUGUUUAUAGAACCAUUGGAAGCUUUCGCAAAAAAUGAGAUAGUACCGUUAAAGGAUCUAAAAAAAAACUUCGAAAAGGCCGGAAACGAAGCUGAUUCAGCUCUUUCAAGAUACAUGAACAAACGUCCGAGGGAUUCGAUGAUUCAAGAAGCAUCCUAUGAAUUGUCAGAAGCCCGAAGGGAAUUCCACCUUCGUUAUCUAGAUUAUGUAACUAGGGUCAAUCAAUUAGAAGCAAAGAAGAAAUUUGAAUUCAUGGAAUAUAUUUUGGCCUUGAUGUUUACAGAAUCGUCGUUUUAUCAUCAGAGCUAUGAAAUCUUGAAAGACUUGGAACCACAUAUGAAAGACGUGACAAAGUUGCUUCAUGAGACCAGGGUAAUGUACAACAACGAUAUCAAAGAGUCACAAUUACUUAGAAAGAAAAUAUUUGAGUCGGCCCAGGAAACCUACAAUCCAUUAAGAUCAGGGAAAGCAGGUAAAAAUCAUAAUCCCAAUCCGAGUGGAAAUUUAUCGGGAGUUAGGAAGUCCGGUUACCUAUUCAUGAAAGGAAAUCAAAGAGUCAUGCAAACUUGGACUCGUAAAUAUUUCACCAUUUCCGGAGAAAUGUUAUGUUACUGUAAUAAAUCUGGGAAGGAGGACGAUGAUUCGGCUUCUAUUAAUUUAAGAGUUUGUCACAUAAAGUUAAUCAAUAAUUCGGACAGACGCUUUUGUUUUGAAAUAUUAUCUCCAAUGAGGACAUACAUCCUACAGGCCGAAAACCAAGCAGAAAUGGAGGAUUGGAUAUAUCAUUUGCAAACUGCGGCUAAGGAAGCAUUCUAUUCUGAACAAUCACCAAAAUUAAACUCUAGAGAGGCAGCGAAUGAUCGAUCACAGAAUUCUAAACAACUAAUUCACCAAGUCAAACAAUUGGAAGGCAACGAACUUUGUGCCGAUUGUAAAUCUAAAGACCCGCAGUGGGCUAGUACCAAUUUUGGCACUUUGCUGUGUAUCGAGUGUUCUGGCAUUCAUCGUAGUCUUGGUGUGCACGUGAGUAAGGUCAGGUCGCUGAUGCUUGACAAGUGGGAACCUGAAACGGCUGAGGUUAUGCUGAGAUUGGGUAAUUCCAAGGCAAAUCAGAUAUUUGAGGCAAAAAUUUUGAAAGAGAAGGAUGGAAAGUCGGAAAAAUCAUGGGAAAGGUCUGAGAGGGAAAAGUUUAUCACAGACAAGUAUGUUAAUAAAGAAUAUAUUGUUCGAAAAGAUGAAGAGAAAGAAAUCAAUGUGGAUUUGGCUUUCUGGGAAGAAAUGAAUAAUUCAAAUCUAAGUGGCGCUUUGAAAUAUUUGUCACUUGGCGCUUAUGUGGAUUGGAAGAAUGACCGGAAGAAUGGAACCACCGCAUUGCAUCAAGCCAUACGUAGAGAUGACGAUGUCGCAGUUGAAUUUUUGUUGUUGUGGUCUAGCGAUAUUAAUUCGGUUGAUGAGGAUGGUUGGAGUGGUCUUCACCAUGCCGCCGCCACGAAUAAUGCGAGGUUAUUAUUGAAUUUAAUGAAAAGACAUGCCGACGUUAAUUUAAAGGACAAACGUGGAAAGCGACCUGUUGAUGUUGCAUUGGAGUUACAGAAAGUAGAAGCGGUCACAGCGUUGAGACUAUUUCAAUUUGAAAAUCAACUGACAAGGUCAGAAUAUUCGACCUUUGGAGUUGACGAAGCAUUGACGAGCAUAUCAAAGCCUUACAAUAGGACUACGUCAUCAAGCAUAGAUUUGAGAAUAAAUACCAACAAGACAUCCACCCGUAGUGCUCCAGCAACACCACCAACAUCAUCCAGAGGUCUGUUGGAUGUCGAUAAUCUGGAUGGUUCAGUAAGAUCCAGCAUGGAUUCAUUCACAACACAAGGCGGAGUUUCAUCUAAAAUUCCUGCGAAUGGAAUUAAAUUGCAAACAUUUGGACAAUGGGAAAACAUCGAGCACGAAGAUGGAAUGUAA
Acaulospora morrowiae is the source of this 2405-nucleotide messenger RNA. NCBI's taxonomy places the organism in Eukaryota, Fungi, Glomeromycota, Glomeromycetes, Diversisporales, Acaulosporaceae. The record is from the annotation of a GenBank genome assembly.